UCUAUAUAACUCGAUUGGUCUCUCAGUUAUCCCCCAUACAAAAACAACAGGAAAUACCAACAAUGUCCUCACCGUCCCUCCGUCUGCUCCACCAUCAAUUAGGGUUUCAGUGCUGUCUUUCCUCCUCCUCCUCCUCCUUCUCCGCCACGCAGAAGCUCUUCCAGUCUCUCUCCUUCGUCUCCAAUUUCCCAAAUCCAAAACCCAGAAACGUCGUCGUUUCUCAGCACCAGAAGUACAAACCGGAAGGACGACGGCCAUUCGAAGCAGUGAAGGGAAAGAAGGAAAACGUCUGGAGCGUCGACAACGAGCUCGCUGCGAAGGCCAAAGACAGAAGAAAUGAUUUGAGAAGACAGAGAGUUUUAAAGAAGAAGAAGAAGAAGAGAAGUAACGAUGGCCGAGAUGUCGUCAUGGUCUCUGGCGCCAUGCUUAUGGAGGUUGAGACCGUUCUCCAAACUCAGGAACCUGUAAUAAAACCAGCAUGGAAUACCUUUGCUAGCAGUGUUAGUGGGAUAUGGAAGGGGGUAGGAGCAGUGUUUUCACCCAUCACUGCAGAAAUGGAGCCAGUUGAAAUUGGAAACAAGAACGAAAAUCUAUAUGACUGCUACACAUGUUCCCACAUUGAAGUCGUUCCACCAUCUUCUGGAGGGAAGACAUCACAAAUACAAAGGAAGAUAAAUUGGGUGACUUUGAAUCCUUAUGGUGAGAUGCGACAACAAAGUGGAGACGACAAUAGAAUUAAAGAUGGAGAUGCAUCCCUUUCUGCGAAGGCAGUGAUUGAAGGAACUGAAAAAUAUAAGGAGUUGCCAAAAUUUGAUUCUUUUGACUUUGAGAGAAGUGAUGUAAUGGAAGAAGACAUCAUGGAAAAUGAAACCGGCCUAGUUUAUUUUGAGGAUGGAUCAUAUUCCAGGGGUCCUGUUGAUAUUCCUGUUGGUGAUAUUGAUGAUUCAAAGUAUUACGUCUCACCGACUUUCAAAUUUGAACAAUGCUUGGUCAAGGGUUGCCACAUGAGGCUACGCAUUGUUCACACUAUAGAAUUCAGUAAUGGCGGUUCAGACAUACAGAUACUGAGAGUUGCUGUUUAUGAAGAAGAGUGGAUCAGUCCGGCCAACAUUCAUCAUGAAAGUGACAUGGAGUUCAAUGCAAAACCAUUUUCUCUACACAAGCGAACCCAGCCGGCACAGCUGACAGGGUCCUGGAAGGUAUUCGAGGUAAGUGCCACACCAGUAUUUGGCGAGGACAUGGUAACGGAGGAAACCAAUGGCUCUCCUUAUGUCUAUCUUUGCACGGAGACUCUAAAGAAGAGGAGCUUGCCAGACAAUCCCAUCUACUUUGGAGAGGAAGAGAUGCUGGAUAUGCAAGAUGUCACCAUGCUUUGGCUUCCUUGUGGUGUUACUGCCUAUGUCGACGUUAAAAAGGACGGUAUCCUUUGUAUCGGAGUUGGAUGGUACUCAGAUGAAGGAAUCAACCUUGUUAUGGAGCGGGAUUAUGGAGUAGAUGGAAAGCUGAAGGAAGUUCGAUGGAAAUCGGAGCUGAAGAGAAGGUGGUCUGAUCCACUCCAUGUAUGAAUUCUUUUUGCUAAAAAUCAGUGCUAAUUUGUUGCUUUCUUGUAAGUCUUUGUACAUGAUCCUCUUAUGGACAGUCCUUAUAUAAGUCCAGAAUGACAUUAAUCCAGAUUUUUUUUCCCUCAACGAGAUUAUAGGAUUAUGCCUAUUUU
Molecule: messenger RNA, 1714 nt
Organism: Morus notabilis
Lineage: Eukaryota; Viridiplantae; Streptophyta; Magnoliopsida; Rosales; Moraceae
Exons: 5
Coding region: 63-1565 (500 amino acids)
Source: RefSeq, a predicted model, not a curated record